This is a messenger RNA of Cynoglossus semilaevis (tongue sole), 3852 nucleotides long. It is a transcript of the gene arhgef16, whose product is annotated as Rho guanine nucleotide exchange factor (GEF) 16. Lineage: Eukaryota; Metazoa; Chordata; Actinopteri; Pleuronectiformes; Cynoglossidae. The coding region runs from base 327 to 2441 and encodes 704 amino acids. Gene Ontology annotation, molecular function: protein binding; guanyl-nucleotide exchange factor activity. The transcript has 15 exons. Gene Ontology annotation, biological process: activation of GTPase activity. The record is from RefSeq and is a predicted model, not a curated record.
AAACUGCCCGAUUCGUGUUCACCUGUAGUGACGUAGCAUGUUAACGCGCGCGCUUGUCUGCACGCGCACGCACAAACACACAGGGAGGAGGAAGUCGAAGUAUGUGACAGAGGAGUAAAGGAGUGAGUGGAGGAGUACAGGAGUACAGGAGUAGCUACAGUAGCUGCUCCUCUGAACCACGGCCCCUCACUCCUGGACUGAACCGAGACCACAGUGGGAGCCGCUCAGGUGUUCUUCGGUCCGUGGACUCACCACUCACAGAUGUUGUAGGUGUUUAAAAGCUCGACUGAAGUCGGUCAGGCGAAGGUCGAGGCCACGAAGACGCCAUGUCCCAAAGCCAGUCAGAAGACAGCCCAGCGGGGGACAAAGUCCCUCUGAUUCUGGAGAGCCAAUUCUCCACUGAACUGCAUAUUUCUGAGCCAGGUGAUGAAGAUUACUGCCCACCUAUACAAAGCCUCUCAACACCCCCGAUGGAAAAAUCCCCAGUCAAGGAAGACAAAGUGGACAGGCUAGUGGUGCCUCCGCAGGUGGUUUUGAGCACUGCAAGUCCUGCAGCACAAAAGUUUGGCAGCCAGCAGCUCAUUCCAAAGAGUUUAGCAACAAGUGGACGACCUAAACACCGCCACCACACUACUGUGGUCACGUUCCCCGUGGGACUGGAGCACUCGAGCAACGAGACCCGGAUCCGACACUCGGCCCAGGGCUCUGACGUGUCCUGGGAGGAUUACGACAGUGAUGGAGAUGGUUUUUCGUUGAGGAGGAACCGCAGGAACAUGUCAUACAGAGCAGCUGUAACCAGUCUAGACAUUGAAGCCAUGGCCACGGGACGAGAGUCUACGGUCCCACUGAAGCCUGUCGGAGAGAACAGGGCGUCCAGUCCUAGUCCAUGUCGCACCCCUGGACGCAAGCGAACCCUGGGGAGAAAGAGGAACCAGAAACGUGGAUCCUUCAAGGAUGCUACACCGCGACUCUACCAGGAGAUCCGAGAGCGAGGGCUUCACUCCACCAACCAGGAUGAGAUGCUGGAUGACUUUGUGGUGGUGGAGGCGCCGGUGGAGGACCAGGGCAUUGUUGUGAAGAACUACCGUCCAGCACAGCUCACCUGGAGUCAGCUCCCACAGGUGAAGGAUACAGGCAUCCUGACACUGAUCACAGCCCAGGAGAGGAAGAGACAGGAGGCCAUUUUUGAGAUCAUUACCUCAGAGCACUCAUACUUGCACAGUCUGGGCAUCCUGGUGCGUCACUUCAAGAACAGUGAGGCGCUGAGGAAAACCAUGACCACCACAGAGCACCAUCACCUCUUCUCCAACAUCUCUGACAUCCACAAGAUCAGCCAACGCUUUUUUGAGGACCUGGAGCGGCGUCACUAUGACAACCCAGUGAUUCGGGACAUCAGUGAUAUUGUUCAGAACCACGCUACCCACCACUUCGAGCCCUACAUCGUCUACUGCUCCAACGAGACCUUCCAGCAGAGGACCCUGCAAAAGCUGUUGACAAGCAACACCAUGUUCAAAGAGGCACUGAAACAAAUUGAAAGCAGCAGUGAGUGUGGAGGCCUCCCCAUGAUCUCCUUCCUCAUCCUGCCCAUGCAGCGAGUAACGAGACUACCACUGCUGCUGGAUACAAUAUGCCAGAAAACUCCAGACAAGACUGCAGAAUACUUUGCUGCCGUUUGGGCUCUUCAUGCCAUGAGCAAGUUGGUCACAAGCUGCAACGAUGGAGCGAGGCGGAUGGAGAGAACAGAGCAAAUGUACACCAUCCAGAAACAGAUGGAAUUCGGCAAAAUCAAGCCAUUUCCUUUGGUGUCAUCUUCACGGUGGCUGAAAAAGCGUGGUGAACUGGCUAUUUGUACUGAAGAACUGAGCAUCUGGAGGGCUUUCAGCCACAGGAGCUACUACCUGUUUCUCUUCAAUGACGUGCUGAUCAUCACAAAGAAAAAGAGCGAGGAAAGCUUCGUGGUGAUGGACUACGCGACUCCAGAGAAUGUGGAGGUGGUGGUGGCAGAGGAGGUGGAAGGGCGGAUGUCUCCCCCAGCAAAGAACAGCUCCAAUUACUUCCUUUCCUUCAAACUGCUGAUGAGCAAAAACAGUGAGGGCAGAGCGGAGCAGAUCUCCCUGGUGGCUGAAUCCAGGGUGGACCGAGCACGGUGGAUAGUUGCUCUUACAGAACAAAAGCAGGCAGGUGCCACAUGUACGGAAGGUCUUCCACAGUAUGAGGCCACCAAAGCCUACAUGCCCAAGGAGCCCGAUGAUCUUGGGCUUCAGCAGGCCGAGCUGGUCAUCGUUCUUAGGAAGGAGGAAGGUUUUUGCUACGGGGAGAGAAUGCGAGACGGAGAAAGAGGCUGGUUCCCAGCGAGCUGUGCCACGGAGAUCACCAACCCCACAGUCAUGGAGAACAACGUCCAGCGCAUGAAGCGCCUGCGCAAAGAGACCAACGUUUGAGUGAGCAUUUCAUUUGAAAUACCUGGAUGAUCAUGCCAAUGCCCAGUUCUAGGACGAGGUUGUCCAUGAAUUACACUAGACUCAGGAAUACUUGACAACACAAGGUGUUUUAUACAAUACACCUUUGAUGACAAAGAUAAGUGGCCAUUAUUCUUGACCGAGCGCUCCAUGUAUAAACCAGAACCAGGAAGUACUUGAAUCCAUCCAGUGACUAUGUUUUAUACAAUCUGUUAUAGUAUUCAAGUGAAUUGUAAAACGUAGUGUGAGGAAAUGAACUUGAAGUUAAAUCUCAACCAGAAAGUUUUUUUCAGAACUGAAUACUAAGAUGACAAUCACCUUUAUUGUAGGUAUUGAGUGCAUUUUAAUCAAAUUUAACUUACUCCAGUAUCUAUGUAUUUCUUUAACUUCUAAAAACGUAUUCAGCUAGGAUGCAGCUUCACCCACCCCCUCAUCCUCCUCGAAAUCUGACGACAUGAUGUGACAUGUACGGCCCUGUACAUUUUAUUCUUUUAGAAGUAUUUGCUAGGUGUUUUAUGUAGAGAAAAAUAUUUUUGUUGUUUUUGGAUUCAAUAGCUUAAUUCUUUAAGUUUUACUUCAGAUAAUUAUACAGAAUCAUAACACAGACAAGUGUUGACCAUUUUUCUGAAUAAGAGUAGUAGUUUGUGUUAGUUCCUGACCGUAGUCGUUGGAUAGGUUUGGGAGUCCCAGCACAUUAUUCUUUGGUAAAUAUUUCCAUGAUGCAUUAAUGGCAGCUCGAACACUAUUUGUUUUGUGGCAGGUUUGUCUAGAAGAGCCUUCAAAGAUUAGUCUACUAAACUUAACUUCACGGUUAGACACUUUCAGUGGUGUGAGCUUAAAUACUCACUCUCCACAGGCUUCUAGGUAAACCCUUAGAAUCUUCAUUCUUAAAAAAAUAGGUUAAACUAAAAUCAAAACAUCUGUAUAAAACACUUAUAAAUAUCAUAAAAAAAUAAAAUUUCACAGCAGGCCAAAACAUUCUACGCUGUAUUGAGUUAACAUCUUUAUCAAUUAUUUAGUUUCUUAAGUUCCAAUUUUAAUUAUGGUGAAAUAAGACCAACUGUGCCAUUGUCGCAUGUACAGUACUAUUCUUCUAAUGGUUUAGAAAAAAAUAAACAAUAACUUACUGUGACUGAUUAGAUUUAUUUCAAGCUAUGUUAGAGUCUCUAAAUGACAAUAAAACACCAGACAGCCUUUCUGGUUUCUGGGCUUUUAUUUGAGCUUGCGUUUUGUUAAAAUGUUUGAAUACAUAAAAAGUUAUUUAAAAAUGUCAAACUGACCAGAUAUCAAAUUCAUUUUUUUCUUUAAAAACCAUUUGGUGUAAAAACUCAGGACAGAUUUAGAAAAACAUUUGCUGUUUCCCCAAAAAAUUUUUGUAACUGUCACAUAAAAA